AUGGCAGCCAGGAAUGAGAUGCAGUUUGAAAAGUUAAUUGAUGAAGCUACAAGAAAAAAGGAUUUUCAAUUAUUAGAACGAUUUCUUGCGACAGACGACUGUGAAAAUGCCUCUCACAAAUGCAGCAAACAGUUUGUCAACAAAUUAGACAAGCUUCUGUGUCGGGAAAUCGACAAACAAGAAAUCAGAAGCAUUUCCAUUUUACUGAAUUCUCUUCAGAAAUGUGCAGAAAAAAUCAGCAUAGCAGGAGAAGAUGGGCUCCCAGCAAUGUUAAAAUAUGGUCUUAUUGGAAGGAUGGUGAAUUGGUUUGAAAAGAUAAAAGAAAUUUUGAUCUUCAAAGGAAAUGAAAAGAGUGAAAUGAUUACAAGCCUGGCCGAAGAUUUCUUCAAUGUGUUGCUGGCCCUAUGGGAUAGCAGACCUGAAGGUAAAAUGGAAAUACUGGAGAACUUUGUUCUGAGAACGUGCACCCUCAUCACUGAUGUAAGAAUUAGUAUCUAUGUCCAGCAAGAGGUAGUAAGAAAACUUAAUUUAAUGCUUGACAACAUGCCUCGAGAUGCCAGGAAAAAGAUAUUUUCCACAGCGGAAAUGUUGUGUGUCAUGAGUGACAUGGGGAAGAGAAUUUUGGAUGCUGGAGACUAUGACCUGCAGGUAGCCAUUACAGAAGCUUUAUGCAGAAUGAUAUCAGAGAAACAAAGAGGAGAACUGGCAUGCCAGUGGUUUUCCAUGGAGUUUGUGUCCAGUGCAUUUAAAGGAAUUAAAGAUUCUGAGUUUGAAACAGAUUGCAGAAAAUUUCUUAACCAGGUGAAUGGAAUGCUGGGAGACAAAAGAAGGGUUUUUACAUAUCCAUGUUUAUCAGCAGCUCUUGAUGAAUAUGAGCUACAGAUACCAUUGGAUGAAAAUCUUGAAGAAUUUUGGAUUGAUUUCAAUGUUGGUAGCAGAAGUAUAUCUUUCUAUGUGGCAGCAGAUGAUACAGAUCACCACUGGGAAACAGUCAUUAUACCAGAAGAAGAGGUAGACCAAUACAGCCUUGAAGAGAAAGAUUCAAAGAAAUUACUAACAAUAGCUCUGAAAAGCCCAAUGCAUGUGGGGAAUCAAGAAGGAGAGAAAUUCUUCUUAUAUUUUGAUUCCAUCUUGGAAAUCAAAGAUGUAACCAGAAAGAUUUAUGGAUUUAAUAAAUGUAAGAUUCUGGUACCAGAAAGUCAGUUGUCACCAGAAAAAUCUGAAGAGGAGGACAAACUCAGUAAGUACAAAACCCAUCAACUUCCUGGAUCUUUGAGGACUCUGAAUAAAAAUAACAGUCAAGAAAACUGCAGACGUGGUUCCUCCAAGAUAACUACGUCUUGUAAAAGGAAAGUGUCUGAAGCAUCUGUGCUUAUUCCUGGGAGAUUUUCCACAAGGAGUCCACUGGUAUUUGUUAGCACAUCCACUCCUUGCAAAGGACGAUUUAAAUUACCUUUGGAAAUGAUGAGCUCUACUGAAAGGUCUAACAGUACAGUACAUGAGACCAGAACAAAGAACUUCUAUCAAGAAUCUACUGGAAGUCGGCAACAACGUACACAGAACUUACUGUCUAGUGAAACAGAACAGAAUAUCAGGAAAUCAAGUAUCAGAAAUGAAACAAAACCCCCUGAAAAGCAAAUGUGUGCAGAAGUUUUAGAAAUGAUACAAGAGGCAGAAGCUGGGGCCACACAAAAGCAAACCUUAGAUGAAGUGUUAGAUAUUGUUCCUGAUUCUCAGCCAGCAGGGAGAAGCAACAAACCUUUGCUACCUUGUGUUUUGGAGAGUUCUUUUGAUAAAAGCAAAGCAAGGAAGAAAAGAGCAUGCUCUGUUCCUGAGCAGAAUAUAACAACGGGUGACAGGAAAAAGCUGAAUCGGUCAUUGGAACGUACGUCCCACCCAGUUUAUGUUCACACUUUAACCGGUUAAUUAGCAUUAAAUGAAUGAGCUGUGAAACAAAAAGCAUUUUUUUGGUAGUUUUUUUUUUAAAGUAUCUCUAAAGAUAAGCAAGGAAAUCAAAAAAGAAAAGAAAACCAAGCAAAUUGAAUUUAUAUCACAUGGGAAGAAAACAGCAACAUAUUUAGUGGACUUAGUGUUAGUCAUUUGGAAGAGAAACUGUUAAGUACAGAAGGGAAAAAUACUUAAACUACUGCUGAAAUAUUGUUUAAAACAUUUCUUUCAGCUAGAGUGUCCGAAACGUCUUUGCAUUCUGGUUUUACAAAAGAGGAGUCUGAUGUUUCCAUUGGAAAAGAGACAGCAAAUCCAAAAGCAUCAAACACGAAAACAAAGUCUAAAGAAAUGGCAGAUGCUGCAAAAUCACUAAUUAGUAAAAUCAGCGACAGAUAUAAAGUAAAGACAGAUGAGAAAAGCAAAGCAAGAGACUCCUUGGGUUUUAACAGGCCACAUUUAAAUAAAUCCUGUGUCUCUAAGGAUGAAGUUCAGGAUAGAAAGCUGAAAAGCUCUACUUUUCUUAAUAUAACUGCUGGUCCUGUUGUGGAUGAUGUCUACAACUUUAACAUCAGUGGGUUUGAUGAGCCUACAAUAAAGCUUGGAAUUGCAAACAAUAAAAACAAGAAGCAUCUCUUCAGUGACACAGACACAGAAAACAGAGGCGAUGACUGCAAGACAGAUAUUAGUUGGCUACAAGAAUCGAAUAGAAAACCUAAAGCCCAGUUAAUUGAUUACAGCAGAAAUAAGCACUUGGGGAAACCCAUAAACGCAGACAAAAAUAAAUGGCCUGAACCUGUUUGCCAUGUGGAUAAACCUAAAGGCAAAAAUGCAAAUAAGAAAAAGACAAACAAAUGUAAAAAACAGAAUUCAAAAACUGAUGAACCAAUAAAACAAACAACCAGACAAAAACGGCCUCGAAGAGCAGCAUUAGCAAAAAACUACAAAGAGAUUUCCAGUUCAGAGUCAGAGAGUGAAAGGGAAUCUUUAACAUGCAUCUCUAAGGAGGAGAAAGCAAAAAUACAGAAACGUAUGAAUAGAGAAAACAGGGAUGAUAAUCAGCAAAAGGAACUCCAGAAUGUUUCAUCUGUGGAGCCAAAGAAAGUAGCAAACUAUGAACAUAAGGCAUUUACUGAAUCAAAGAAGUUUGCAGAAGAAAAGCAAAUUGAAAUGCCCUCAUUUGAGAGUCCCAUGUCUCUUGAGAUCAUGAGAUGUACUGAAAGAAUAUCAGGAGGAGAUGUUACUCAAGAACAUACUGGUAGUGAAAGAUCACUUGGUCUUCAGGAGUUAACACCAGAAAAACCAGAAAUGUUAAACUUUGAGAAAGGAAUAUCUCCUGGUGAUUUCUGUCCCCAGAAAAAGAACUUUCAAAGUCUGUUUCUCAAUCAGUCCCCUGGGAUGCCUGCUAAACAGUUAACAUUUGGAAAUACAAGGUUGUCACCAGCUUUAAGUGAAGCAUCUUUGCUCAGCUUACCGACAUACAAAACUGUUAAUGGAAAACAUGCAAAGGGAUCUGCAUGCAAACCACGAGAUAAUAAUGAAGAUUCAAGUUUCAGACAUUGCUUUUCAGACACACGUUCUAUUAAAGGAAAACUACAAGAUACGACUAAACCUAUCACCAAAAGUAAAGAGGAGGUAUCACCAACUCCAUCAUCUGCUUCCAGUGGAAGUAAAGUACAGUCUUGGAGUGAAGAACCUUAUGCCCCCAUGCAUGAGUCAGGACCAACUAUACAGCCAUUUCUCAAACGAAGGUACCACAGUGAUCCAGAAAGCAAUUCUGAUGAGGCAGAAACAAGCAAAGAGGAGGAAAUGAAAGGAAAGAGAAGAACAAAGUUACGGCCUAGAGAACUAUUUAAAACAGAGAGUGCUGCUACCUACCGAGUGUCUGAAAGCGUUUCUACUGUAUCUGCAAAUGAUCUGCCUGGUUUGGAUGGGGAAAUCUGGGAGCCUGGUAGUUCAACUGUCAGUAUCUGUCAGAAGCUCCAAAAAGAAUUUACUAAGAAAAUUGAGAGCCGCUCCAGGAAAAUGGAUAAUUUUGCUAAACAAUCGCUGCGAGCUGCGCAUGAGCGUUUGUCAGCCAUGAGCUACCAGCUUCAUGAAUGCAGGAGCAGGCAGCUGGAUGAAUUCCGUUCUGCUCUCCUUGAGCAACUUGAGAGUUUUGAAAAUGAUUCUCAGUGCCUGAAAAACAUGGAAAAAGAAUUCUCGACCUUUUGGAAAAAACAUACACAUACUUUUAGUACAUUUGUGAAAAAUGAGCAGCAGAGAAUUCAGAUUCUGAAAAGCUCAUUUGAAAAGAACAUCUGCCAUACUGGUGACUGUGAAGAACGUGUUUUUACUUCAGAGAUGCAUCUGAUGAAAGAAGACUUAAAAGGAUUCCAAGCGAAGCUUCUGAAAGAAAUGCAAGAAGAGGAGCUGUGUAAUGUUCGCAGAGGAUUGCAGACACUGUUUCAAUCAGAAGAUAGAAUUCUGCAGUAA
Nestor notabilis (Kea) is the source of this 4419-nucleotide messenger RNA. It is a transcript of the gene SYCP2, whose product is annotated as synaptonemal complex protein 2. NCBI's taxonomy places the organism in Eukaryota, Metazoa, Chordata, Aves, Psittaciformes, Psittacidae. The record is from RefSeq and is a predicted model, not a curated record.